Messenger RNA from Acromyrmex echinatior (Panamanian leafcutter ant), 2534 nucleotides. RefSeq names its product histidine decarboxylase (gene Hdc). Gene Ontology annotation, biological process: histamine biosynthetic process; L-histidine catabolic process. Gene Ontology annotation, molecular function: histidine decarboxylase activity; pyridoxal phosphate binding. The record is from RefSeq and is a predicted model, not a curated record. Gene Ontology annotation, cellular component: cytoplasm. NCBI's taxonomy places the organism in Eukaryota, Metazoa, Arthropoda, Insecta, Hymenoptera, Formicidae.
UAUCCUGUUCGAGGACGAAAAGGGGAGCAAAUAUCCGACGGGUGACCACGACGAUAUUUUCCGUAUUGUGCGACUUCAAGUUACAACUUCAGCUCAAUUCGUCACAAGAGUGAUUGACGUAGGACUUCCGAACAGGUAAAAUGGAUCUGGAAGAUUAUCGCCGAUAUGGAAAGGAAAUGGUAGAUUAUAUCGCCGAUUAUCUGAGAGACAUCCGAUCUCGACGAGUAUAUCCAGCGGUCUCGCCGGGAUACUUGAGAAAUGUUCUGCCGGCGUCGGCCCCUGUAGACGGCGAGUCCUGGGAGGACAUAUUCGCCGACGUUGAGAAAUGCAUUAUGCCGGGUGUGACGCACUGGCAGAGUCCGCACAUGCACGCCUACUUUCCAGCUCUGAAUUCACCUGCUAGUCUGCUGGGCGACAUGCUGGCCGACGCAAUAAACUGUCUGGGUUUUACGUGGGCUUCCAGUCCAGCGUGUACUGAGUUAGAAACGAUCAUUAUGAAUUGGUUAGGUAAAAUGAUCGGUCUACCCGAAGAUUUUCUUCAUCAAUCGGGCGGCUCUGGUGGCGGUGGCGUCAUACAAACGACGGCUUCAGAAGCCACGUUGGUGUGUUUGCUUGCAGCCAGAACCAGAGCUAUUAGAGAUGUGCAGGAAAACGAUCCUGACUGUUUGGCGACAGAGAUUAAUUCGCGUCUAGUUGCAUACUGUUCGGAUCAGGCACAUUCAAGUGUGGAGAAAGCUGGCCUUAUAGGAUUAGUUCGAAUGCGAUAUAUUAAAUCUGACAGUGAAUUAAGCAUGAGAGGAGAUGCUUUACUUGAGUCACUAACACGUGACCGAGCUGAGGGCCUGCUUCCUUUCUUUGUAUGCGCAACUUUAGGCACAACUGGUGCAUGUUCCUUUGAUAAUCUGAAAGAAAUUGGACCGAUAUGUCAACAAAAUGGUUUAUGGUUGCACGUUGAUGCAGCCUACGCUGGUAGUGCUUUCAUAUGUCCGGAAUUUCGAAGUUGGCUUCAGGGAGUAGAGUUCACUGAUUCUAUUGCCUUUAAUCCUAGCAAAUGGCUCAUGGUCCAUUUCGAUUGUACAGCUAUGUGGGUAAAGAACAGUCAAGCGCUACACAGAACUUUUAAUGUCGAUCCACUAUACUUAAAGCAUGAAAAUUCAGGUCUUGCGAUUGAUUAUAUGCAUUGGCAAAUUCCUCUAUCCAAAAGAUUUCGGGCUUUAAAACUGUGGUUCGUUAUCAGGAAUUACGGAAUUACUGGCUUGCAGAAACAUAUACGAGAGGGCGUGAGACUGGCACAGAAAUUCGAAGCUCUGGUCUUGGCCGAUGCUCGCUUUGAAAUUCCCGCUCCGAGGCAUCUCGGCAUGGUGGUUUUUCGUCUUCUCGGAGAGAACACUUUGACAGAACGUUUGCUAAAGAAGCUUAAUUCGCGGGGUCGAUUACAUUGCGUGCCAGCAGCUUUGCACGGCAAAUAUGUUAUCAGAUUUACAGUUACCUCUACAAACACGACAAAUGAAGAUAUUCUAAGGGAUUGGGCAGAAAUACGAAGUACCGCUAAUGAAAUCUUGGGUGAUACUGCUCGAUCACCUAUACGAGCUAGAGUUCCUCUCGCAGAUACACGACAGAAGAAUGAAAAUUUUGGAUCGAGUUUAUUAUUAGCAAAUUCACCAAUGUCACCGAAAAUUGUAAACGGUAGUUUUGCUGCUAUAUAUGACACGGCUGAUGUAUUUGAAGAAUGCAUGAAAACUUUUGGGAAAAUUCAUCUUGAGGCAAAAGAUAGCCCAGCCAUACGUCGUCGUAUUCGCGGAAUAUUAAUGUCAGGUAAACAAUUUUCGCUGGAUUCUCGUAUGGAUCUCGUUCAGGGAUAUGUUUGCAGCCGUCCACUCUCGGAUUCUCCUUCCGAAUUAUCAUUAAUGAAAGAGGAUGAAGAUGCCGGAUUAAGCGAAUCAAUAUUUGAUGCAAUGGAAUCUGAAAAUGAUAAAUCAAUUGUUUACAAAAAUUGGGAGGAUUCUGAUAAUUCCGAAACAACUGAGAGGGAAUCAUCCGUCUCGAAGAGCGAUUCGAGUUAUACAGUAACGAAUGGUUCGUUCAUCAAUGUUGGUGCUAAAGAUAAUGGCGAUGACACAGUGACGAUUGCUUCGGCCGAUGUAGGCUUUCCUAGAAGUGAAACUAUAGCUGCUUUUGGACAUCGUCCUUAUACAGGCGAUCUAGUGCCUGUCCGAGUUUUGAGAAAAAAGUCAAUGAAAGAAAAUAAAGAAGACGAUGGCAAGGGGGAGCUCUGCAGAAAAUGUGGUCACUACUCUAAACGUCAGUAAUUAGUCCAAAAGUAUUCUUCAUACGUUAAAGAGCGUAUGAGCACUCGAAGCCAUUCUUAUAUUUUCGCAGAUUUAUCAAUUUAAAAUUAUUUUUACAAUAUAUCGCGUUAGCAAAUUAAGUUAAAUAUUAAGUGGAAUAACAAAUAAAUUACAUCAUCUUGGUAAAUAAAUUUCGAAAUUCGAGGGCAUAGCAAAUUUUAGAACAAUACAAAAUUAUUAUAGAAA